AUGUCGUUCAAGACUCCUUCAUCGGAUCCACCGAAACAUGAGGCCGUGUACUUCCCCAACAUGACCAAUAGUCUCCCUGCCGAGUCAGGCGAUUUCCGCCGUGUCCUUUGGACCGGUCUUUACAGCCAGCUCGUGCUCAUGACGGUGCCCGUGGGUGGUGAUAUCGGUGACGAGAAACAUACAGUCGACCAGAUUCUCACAUUCACGAGCGGCACUGGCCGCGCCACCAUUGCAGGCGUCGACCAAGACGUCAAGGCCGGCGACCUCAUCAUCGUCCCCGCGGGGACGCAGCAUCAGUUUGUCAGUACUGGCCCAACACCAUUGAUCCUGUACACCGUCUAUGGACCCGCAGAGCACAAGCCCACUACGGUGCAUAAGACGAAGGAGCAGGGCGAGAAGGAGGAGGACGAGGGCAUUGAUGUGGCGCCGGAGUGGAGUCGGAGAAGCAAGCGCGAGAAUGAGCGUUUGGGCCUGGUUGAAGGAGAGGGCAUGGAAGAGCAGUAG
This is a messenger RNA of Cyphellophora europaea CBS 101466, 504 nucleotides long. RefSeq lists its product as uncharacterized. Lineage: Eukaryota; Fungi; Ascomycota; Eurotiomycetes; Chaetothyriales; Cyphellophoraceae. The transcript is spliced from 2 exons. The record is from RefSeq and is a predicted model, not a curated record. Bases 1 to 504 code for a protein of 167 amino acids.